CAACCAAAGAAAUGAGGAUCUUCACAAAGCUCUCUGCACCACUCUGCCUCCUUUUCGUCUUCCUCUGUCUUAAAACUGCCUUCUCAUCCUCUAUACAUGCUUCUUCCUUCUCAACAACGCAUCUCUGCUCUCAUGAGGAGGCUCUUGCUUUGCUGCAAUUCAAGACAUCCUUCUCCGUCAAUUACACUGUUCCGUAUCCAGAUUCUUGUGGGGAAAAUUAUUCUAAGAUUGAGUCAUGGAAGGGAGGUAUAGACUGUUGUUCCUGGGAUGGGGUUAGCUGUGAUAAUGUCACAGGUCAUGUAAUUGCCCUUAAUCUCAGCUGCAGUUUCCUUUAUGGCACCUUUCCUUCCAACAGCACUCUUUUCUUCCUUAGAAACCUGCAGAGCCUCAAUCUUGCCUGGAAUGAUUUUAGGCUUUCCAAGAUUCCACCAGAAAUCAAUCUGUUUACUAGACUAAAGCAUCUUGAUAUGUCUUAUUCUCAGUUUUCGGGCCAAGUUCCAGCAGAAAUUGCUCACCUCCCCAAGUUAGUUUCUCUCAAUCUCUCUUGUUCUGAAUUGAUCCUUGAAACAACUACCUUCAGAAAUCUUGUUCACAACUUGAGCGAGGUGAGAGAACUUGUGCUUAGUAGAGUGAACAUGACAUCUGUUAAUCCUCAUUUCUUCAUGAAUCUCUCUUCUUCAUUGACUACUCUUGAUCUCUGGGGGAGUGCAUUAAGAGGAAACUUUCCAAACAGUAUUUUCCGCUUUCCAAAUCUCAAGAAUUUUUAUUUAAGUGGAUCUUUUGGAGAGCGAAACCUCACUAUUGAUCUUCCAAGUUCCAAUUGGAGCAGUCCUCUCCAACAUUUGUAUUUAUCUGUCAUGGAUUGCGGAAGGCGAUUGCGAGAGUCUGUAGGAGAUCUUAAGUCAUUACAGUAUCUGUAUCUUGGCUGCAACUUGGAAGGUUCCAUUCCAGCUUCCAUAGGGAACUUAUCUCAACUUACUUACCUAAGCCUCUCUUAUAACAAUCUUAGCGGACAAAUCCCAUCAUCACUUGCAAACCUCACCCAACUUACCUCUCUUGACCUUUCCUAUAAUCAGUUUUCUAGUCCCAUUCCAGCUUCCAUAGGUAACUUAGGGCAACUUACUAAGCUAGACCUCUUUUCUAACAAUCUUAGCGGACAAAUCCCAUCAUCACUUGCAAACCUCACCCAACUUACCUAUCUUUCCCUUUCCGAUAAUCAGUUUUCUAGUCCCAUUCCAGCUUCCAUAGGUAACUUAGGGCAACUUACUAUCCUAUCCCUCUCUUUUAACAAUCUUAGUGGACAAAUCCCAUCAUCACUUGCAAACCUCACCCAACUUACCUAUCUUUCCCUUUCCCAUAAUCAGUUUUCUAGUCCCAUUCCAGCUUCCAUAGGUAGCUUAGGGCAACUUACUAACCUAGACCUCUUUUCUAGCAAUCUUAGCGGACAAAUCCCAUCAUCACUUGCAAACCUCACCCAACUUACCUCUCUUGACCUUUCCAAUAAUCAGUUUUCUAGUCCCAUUCCAGCUUCCAUAGGUAACUUAGGGCAACUUACUAUCCUAUCCCUCUCUUCUAACAAUCUUAGUGGACAAAUCCAACCAUCACUUGCAAACCUCACCCAACUUACCUUGCUUUACCUUUCCAAUAAUCAGUUUUCUGGUCCCAUUCCCUUUCAUGCUAUUAGGUUUUCCAAACUAAGUUAUCUAGACUUAUCUCAUAACUUACUUAAUGGCACGUUGCCACCUUGGAUUUUCACCCUACCUUUGUUAGAAAACUUGAACCUCAAUCAUAACCAAUUUCAAGGUCAAAUAAAUCAAUUCCAGCAAAACUCACUCAGAGAUCUAGAUUUGUCAAACAAUAAAUUCCAGGGCUCAAUUCCUAACUCAAUUGCUAAUUUAGUAAAUCUUAGUUAUCUUGAUUUAUCAUCAAAUCAUUUUAGUGAUUUAGUAGUAUCUGACAUGUUCUCACUUCAAAAUCUAGAAACCAUCAUUCUUUCACACAAUAAUCUGUCCUUGAGAAUGAAUGUCGAUGCCAACUUCACGUUACCUAAACUGACUGAUGUUUUCUUGUCUUCUUGUAACUUGAGUGAAUUCCCCAUUUUCUUAAGACAUUCAAAUGGUCUGCAAAGCCUAGCGCUGUCCAAAAAUAGCAUUCAUGGAAAUAUUCCCAAAUGGAUAUGUGAAAAGGAUGACCUCCAAAUUCUUGACCUUUCUCAUAACAAUUUAAUCGGGGAGAUUCCAAAUUGUCAUCCUAAGUCUCUCUUAGUGUUGAAUUUGCAGGCCAAUUACUUUGAUGGAAUUAUACCAUUUGGGUUUCCAGAGGGCUGUGGAUUACGAAAUCUCAACUUACAUGGAAAUCAAAUGGACGGCUUAUUACCAAGGUCUUUGGUGAAUUGUCGCAUGUUAGAGGUUCUAGACGUUGGCAACAACAACAUAGAGGACACAUUCCCUCAUUGGUUGGAAUCUCUACCAGACCUUCAAGUGCUUGUCUUAAGGUCCAACAAGUUCCACGGUUUUGUGCAGAGCACCAAAGAAAGUCUAUCUUUUCCCAAAUUACGAGUUCUGGACCUCUCCAGCAAUGAUUUUCGUGGCCCUUUGCCUGUUCGAUACAUUAAAAAUUUUAAAGCGAUGAUGGACUCUCAUGGAGAGGAUGGUUCCCCUGAAUACAUGAAGGCGCCAAUGAAUUCUUAUCAAUAUUCACUGGUUGUGACAUGGAAGGGAUUCGAGCGUGAGCUGCAAGGAAUCUUGACUGUGUUCAGUAGUAUUCAUCUCUCAAAUAACAUGUUUAAGGGAGAAAUUCCAGAUGUUAUGGGAAAGCUUAGCUCUCUCAAAGGGCUUAAUAUUUCUCAUAACAACCUUACUGGUCAUAUCCCACCGUCACUAGGGAAUUUAACGAAUCUGGAAUGGUUGGAUCUCUCUUCCAACGAGCUGGCGGGGAAAAUUCCUGAUGAAUUGGUAUCUUUGACACAACUCUCUGUAUUGAAUCUUUCAAAUAAUCAUCUUGUCGGGCACAUACCACAGGGCAAUCAAUAAAUAUAUGAAGUUUGUGCCUUGUUUGCCUCUUUUUGUGCUCGUAUGUAACUCAUUGUGAAUUUGUAGUAAAUUAGAGUAAACGGCUUAAAUUUGUUUCAGGAUAAAUCUCUUUAAGUUAGCUCCUGAGUUGUAGAGUUCGUUGUUACAAAGUUUUGUACUUCCUUUGUAAACAAUAAAGGAAGAAUGAAUAAGAAAUCAUGUUGGGAUCCUAAACGCAAGGUCCAUAAACCUGUGAAAGGUGUUUUAAGACUGGGAAUUGAGAAGCACCAGACAUCUAAUGCAGAGCUGGAAAAUAUUUCCGAAAGUGGCAGCAUGACCAAUGAAUCUAUGGACCUAGGGGAUCAAGUUACUGAUGCAAUGUUCAUUAAGAGCCCCAACAAUGGUUCUGAUGGGCCUCAGAAUAGCAAUUCCAAGUGGAUUCCUAGUGAUGAGAAAAAUGCAUCUGGAAAUGGAAACACUCAUGGAAAUCCGGAUCUCAAUGUUGGUGAUGUAAGCAGAAUGCCUUUCUUGCGUUUGUAUUUUCUUUUUAUAUUUUUGUUGCAUUUCAGUUGCUUAUUUGCAUGGCUGAUAGGAAACAACCAGAGAAUUUUUCUUGUGUUCUGUAAAUAUGGUUUGCCUAUUUCUUGAUUCAAUUUUGAAUGGAUAAAUGCCUCAAUUGGCCUGGAGCAAAUUUAUCUAUCUAGCAUUGUAAUGCUGGCUAUAACCUUAGCACCGUAAGAUAUAUUAAGUCCAUAGACCAGAGAAUGAGUAAUUGAGUUCCAGGCAUUUGACUUUCGGACAACUUUGAGAAACGAACUAUUCUUGCAGCUUUUCCAUUCUCUAUAUGUAUAUCCUUUAACUGUGAGCUUGAGUUGGAAAAGGAAUCUAUUUGUAUGAGUUGAGCUGAGAAAGGAUGAUGCAGACGUUCAUAGACGAGCUAAAAUUGUUGAGUGAUACUUUGCACUAUGAUUUUUAAACUCGUCUUAUUGUUCUUUCUGUGCUACUGAUAUGACUAGGCAAUGUAUCCAAGGGAACCUGGUUUAUCACUUCAGAAGUGGGCUCACACGCAAGUUGCUGUUGGUGUGGCCUGCUACCAUGAUGAAAUUAAAGUUUCUCUCCCUGCUGUUUGGAUACCAUUGCAUCACCUUCUAUUCAUUUUCUUCCAUGUUGAUCUUCAAAUGAAACUAGAAGCCCCAAAACCAGUAGUAAUUGGAUAUGCAGCACUUCGAUUAUCCACCCAUGCACAGUAUGCAACUGCCCUUAUGUUUGUCAUCUUUUGUUUUGUUUCUUUCCUUGAUGAUUUAUUAACUUACAUUAUUUGUUCUGCUACUGGAGUGAUUGGUAUGGUAGUUCAUGGUAUUGGAAACAAACAGGGGGCAGAAAUAUAAUCACCUAUUCAGUAUUCUAGUGGUUUGUUAAGUUAAUGUUAUAAUUUCAAUUGUCAGGAGAGGCUGGGUUAUUUGGAAGAUGGAAAAACUAUUUUUAAAUUGCAAUUAAGGCUUUGCUCAUCUUUUUACCCAAUUAAUGAGCGCAUAUGGGAUUUUUUUCUUGAAUACGAUAGACACUCUUUGAACAAGUCCUCCAUGUGGUUCUGAACUUUUGGAGGGUGGUCAAUAUUGGAGCAACUGCUUUAGUUACAGACACAGCAACAACAAUAUUUGGAGAAACUGGUGCUAGUGUAGCAACUGGAGUGACUGUAUGUAUAUAAAAAUUCUAUCCUCUUUAUGUGCCCCACAUACCCAACCUCCUUGUCUGCCUCUAUUCGUACUUGUAUGUAACUCAUUGUGAAUUUGUAGUAAAUUAGAGUAAAAGGCUAAAAUUUGUUUCAGGAUGAAUCUCUUUAAGUUAGCUCCUGAGUUGUAUAGUUCGCUAUUACAAAGUUUUGUAUUUCGUUUGUAAACAAUAAAGGAAGAAUGAAUAAGAAAUCUUAUU
Messenger RNA from Rubroshorea leprosula, 4943 nucleotides. Lineage: Eukaryota; Viridiplantae; Streptophyta; Magnoliopsida; Malvales; Dipterocarpaceae. The record is from the annotation of a GenBank genome assembly.